Cyprinus carpio (common carp) is the source of this 1128-nucleotide messenger RNA. RefSeq names its product trace amine-associated receptor 13c-like. The transcript is spliced from 3 exons. The coding region runs from base 205 to 1128 and encodes 307 amino acids. Gene Ontology annotation, molecular function: trace-amine receptor activity. The record is from RefSeq and is a predicted model, not a curated record. Gene Ontology annotation, cellular component: membrane. Lineage: Eukaryota; Metazoa; Chordata; Actinopteri; Cypriniformes; Cyprinidae. Gene Ontology annotation, biological process: G protein-coupled receptor signaling pathway.
CUUAUUCACACCAUUGUAUAUGUAAAAAAUAAAAAUAAAAUAAAAAAAGACUGUGGAUAAAUUAAUACAUACAAUAAAUAAUUAAAUGUCAUUAUGUAGCAUCAGAGUGGGUGGUAGAUGGGUUGGUCAGUCUGAUCCAACACUGUAUAAAUGAAAGGACAGUAAGUAGAGCAGAACAAACUCCUAACAGGAGGAGACUCACACAUGACCUAUGAGAGAGAGGAUCUUGAGAUUCAAUACUGCUUUCCUGCCAUCAACUCAUCAUGUAUCAAGGGAAAACACUCCAGUCAUGAAUCAAAUAUCAUGUAUGUGUUUUUUUCAUUGCUGUCAGCAUGGACUGUGUUUCUGAACCUGCUGGUGAUCAUCUCCAUCUCUCACUUCAAGAAGCUUCACACUCCAACCAACCUGAUCAUUCUCUCUCUGGCUGUGGCCGACAUGUUUGUUGGGCUUAUUGUCAUGCCUGUGGAUGCCAUCAAGCUAAUUGAGACAUGUGGGUACUUUGGAGACACUUUCUGUGACAUGUUUAUAAUAAUCAUGGGACUGCUCAUCUCAACAUCUAUGUGUAAUUUAGUUUUAAUUGCUGUCGAUCGUUAUGUGGCUUUGUGUCACCCUUUAUUGUACCCACAGAAAAUAACAAUGACUAAAACUUUAAUAAGCAUCUGUCUCUGCUGGUUUUUCUCCUCAACUUACAAUAUUGGCUAUUUAGUUGGUGGCAGAUAUUUUGAAGCUUCCCAAAGAUCAGAUGAGUGUUAUGGAAAAUGCUAUUUAGUAAUAAGUUUUUCUUGGAUAUUCAAUGACCUUUUCUUUUCCUUCUUGUUACCUUGUACCCUGAUUAUAACUUUGAAAUCUGAGCGCAAAUCUGCUCUGACAUUAGGAAUCAUUGUCACAGUUUAUCUGCUUUGUUGGAUUCCGUACUAUAUCUGUUCUAUGUCAGUAAUCGGUUACCUAAUCACUUCCGCAACCAUAAAUGGUUUGACAUGGGUCUUGUAUAUUAACUCAGGUCUAAAUCCUAUGGUCUAUGUUUCAUUUCACCCCUGGUUUAAAAACACAGUUAAAUUCAUCUUAACACUGAAAAUAUUUCAGCCAGCAUCCUGUAUGGUCAAUAUUUUAACAGAACAUCAACUGUAG